This is a messenger RNA of Photinus pyralis (common eastern firefly), 2193 nucleotides long. Its product is annotated as peroxisomal acyl-coenzyme A oxidase 3-like. Lineage: Eukaryota; Metazoa; Arthropoda; Insecta; Coleoptera; Lampyridae. The record is from RefSeq and is a predicted model, not a curated record. Gene Ontology annotation, biological process: lipid homeostasis; fatty acid beta-oxidation using acyl-CoA oxidase. Gene Ontology annotation, molecular function: fatty acid binding; FAD binding; pristanoyl-CoA oxidase activity. The coding region runs from base 135 to 2147 and encodes 670 amino acids. Gene Ontology annotation, cellular component: peroxisome. The transcript is spliced from 10 exons.
GCACAUUCACAGUAACAGCAUCUAAAUAUAAAUCGAUAAAAGAUUGACCCUUGCUCGUCUGUUAAUCAGUGAAAUAAUUGAAAGAUACUCUAGUUAUUUUUUAACUCAGACCGUGUCCAACCGCACUAAACAAAAUGAAUAAUACUACAAAUUCUCCAUUAAAUCAAUACAGGGAAAAGGCAUCCUUUGAUUGGAGAGCAUUAAGAACUUUUCUUCAGUCCGACGACGACCCUCAACAAAAUAGAUUCUACGAUGAACUUCGGAAACAUCCAACACUACUUUCCAAAUCUUCAAUAACGCCAUCUCAAGAGGACCUAAAAAGGAUGGCUUCUAAACAUUUGUUGGACCUUAUCGAUAUAAGGAAGAAAUUGACGAGAGAAAUGUCUGCAAGCGGUGCCAAGGUGAACGUUACUGGACCGUCAUCGAGUAUGAGACACGGUCAGUCAUUCGAUCUCUUUGCUAGCUCUGUAGCUAAAUUGGGUACGGAGCGGCACCAAGAAUUUUGCCGGAAAGGCGAUGCGGGGGAGAUCAUAGGAACAUUUGCUUUAACUGAGGUUGGACACGGAACGAAUACGAAAUCUAUGCAAACUACAGCCACGUACGAUCGAGAUACGAAGGAGUUUAUUAUUCACACUCCCAAUUUUUAUUCCGCGAAGUGUUGGAUGGGAAACCUGGGUAAAAAAGCAACCCAUAUUAUACUGUACGCUCAGUUAAUAAUGCCCGAUAACAAAAAUCACGGUCUACACGCAUUUGUAGUCAACGUCCGAAAUCCACUCACACUGUUGCCUUAUCCGGGAAUAUCCAUAACUGAUAUAGGUGAAAAAAUUGGUUUGAAACAGCUGGAUAACGGAUUGAUAAUGUUUAACAAAUAUCGCAUACCAAAAGAAAACCUUCUCAAUAGGUUGGCUGACGUUAAUGAUGACGGAGUGUAUAUCUCCACUGUGGUGAACCCGAAAUUGCAGUUCGCUAACUCUUUGAGCAUGUUAUCAACCGCGCGUGUAAAUAUCGCUGGUUUCUGCACAGAGUACAUGAGAUAUGGAAUUACAAUAGCGAUACGGAAUGCAUCCGUUGUAAAGCAACGACUACCAGAAAAUGGAAGAGAUUUGCCAAUAUUAGAAAACCCAGCACAUCAAAUUCGGCUUACUCCUUGUUUGGCACUCGCUUACGUAGGUCACGUAGUGUUCGGCUAUCUGGCUGCUAUACAAAGUCAGUUCACCUCGAUUACCGACGAGGAUGUUCUCAUCAACUUAGGAAACGAAUACCAUGCCCUGUCUUCAGCGGCUAAGCCGGUAUCCUCUUGGUUGAUAAGAGACUUUAUGAAAGAUUGCAAGGAGAUCUGCGGCAGUCACGUGUACCUUACAAUUUCAGAAAUGGAAGAAAUCUACGGUGAAGUAGAACCCUCAAGCAAUUACGAAGGUGACAACUACGUCCUUACGCAACAAUGUGCUAACUUCCUGUUGAAACUGUGGCCAAUUGUUAUGCGGGGCGGAAGGAUAGACUUUCCAUUAUCAUCGGUCAACUUCUUAUCGAAUGCCAAGGAAAUUUUAAAGUGUAAAUUCACUGCUAAUAAUACUGCAGAUUUCGUCCAACCUGAAAAUAUCUUAACCUGUUUUCAAUGGCUCACGUGUUACCUGUUAAAGGAGACGUUCGAAAAGCAGCAACUGUUAGGAAAAAGUGAAACGAAUCCGUUUUGGAUUAAAAACAACAGCCAGGUUUACUAUUGUAGGGCAUUGGCAACAGCGUAUAUUUUGACAUUUUACAUCGAUCGGUUCAGACAAAUAAUUUCGAACACAGCGGAUAUUGCAACAAAGACCGUCCUGAUUAAACUACUGUCUUUAUAUGGAGUUUGGAAUUUGCAUAAUUACGUUCACUACUUUUACCAAGGCGGGUUUGCCAUUGGUGCUGAGUUUGGGCAUAUGAUAGAAAAUGUGAUUUUAAAGUUGUGCAUGGACCUCAAGGAUGACAUCGUUGCAUUGGUUGACGCAAUCGCUCCCCCGGACUUUCUGUUGAAUUCGGUCUUUGGACAUUCUGAUGGACAUAUCUACGAGCGCCUAGAAUCCACUAUUACGCACACGCCUGAAACGUUCUCCAAAGCAAAAUGGCGAGGUGAUGUGAGCGAAUGGAAGUACCAGCUGUCGAAAUUGUAAAAAAAACAAACUAGGUUAAAAAUAAAGAAAUCGAUUUUUACCUGUA